CGGUCGCCGACUUGUCAAUAUCACUACUAGUUGCAGAUAAUACUGUCCACACAACAAGUCCGUCAUGUUGCCAUAGCGUGGUGAGGCAUUGCGACCAGCCCGCGCUCUUCGUCACCGCCUGCGUCAACACCACGGUCAACAAUCGAUAAACACGGUCAAGGGAGCCCAUCUCCACUCGUUCUACGACUGCCGGACUCGCCAUCCUGCGCAAUGUCCACGGUCGGAAUGUCUACAUCGAGUCGCUCUACCUCACCCGACCCGAUCACCCUUCCCUCGUCCCCUCUCGCCAUCCGCUCCGCGAAUGCGCAGACCUCUCCAGCUCCACGCAGAUCGCCGAAACCCUCGACGCCGCGGCUCAAGAAUGCCAUGCACUCCUCUUCGCCCUCCAAAACAUUCGUCAUGGAUACGGGCAAGUCGGGCGAUGCCAGUCCUUGGCGAAUAAAGGUCACGGUGGAAGCAGAGCCGAAGGAGGGAAGUAGUCCCGGGAAGAAGAUCACGCGAACCACAAAGAUUCCUGUCAAGGGCUUGGAAAGCAGUAGUCCUGCUAAGAGAAACAGCGCUCGGAGGGUUCGGGCGGGAUAUGGAGGCGGAGAAGAUGCGGAUGAAGAGGAUGGAGGAAAAGUCAGGCCGCAGAGGAAGCGAAGAGCUACGCCCAUGCGGAGACGCAAUAUAAAAACACAGGAAGGAACAGACAUAGUCGAGGAAGACCAAGGAGCUGGCACAGCUGCGAUCAGCACAUCAUCGAGAGUGAGUGCGGAUACAACGAGAUCCAAGAGACUGAGCAAGGCAAGAGAGGAGUUGCACCAGGCGCUGGAAGAGGCUGUUGGCCCACGACUUCAAACUCCCGCGGAUACACAGCAAGACUCCGACUCCGACGCAGACAUGGCAAACGAGUUUGACGACGAGCCUGGUGACCUGACAGUAGCGAACGAGGAUUUCACGAUGAUAUCGGUCGAAACGCUGCAAAGCAUGAAGCAAAACACCUCUCAGCUGCUCGAUGAUUCAGCAUUGUCGUUGAGGGACAGAAGUGUCGCGAGCAUAUCUUAUAUGCCGUCGUCUCCUCCAAUGGCGCAGUCUACUCCUUACUCCGUUCGGUAUCCCAACAUCUCCAGCGAAGCGUCCGUUCACAACCAUGCGAUGGCGCCUCAAUCAUUCACGUUGGACAAAGACCAAUCGAGCGAGAGACGGAUAGCCCCGACUGCCACCGAGAACAACGUAGAAGCGGGAGCAGAGCAGGCCGAAGUUGAGGCUAUGCCCGCGGAUGAUGAUAUCUGGGCCGAAGAGGCUUCACGUUCACUGGACGAGGAGGUCGAUGUGCCACAUGUAGUGGCUGUUCGCUCACCAUCCAUGCUUUCAAAGCACUCGCCGCGAAUGAGCGAUCUAUUCAGUAACGAUGCCCUGCGACCGGCUCGAUCCAAAAUCCCAGGCACAUGGCGUCGAGAGUCAGGGAAUCCGUUCAGCUAUGUCGAUUCUCCGCAGACCGGCCCUUUGCGCAAGACCUCUACUACGUCAACAGAGGCCGAGGCAGUCGAUGGCAGGAGCGGCGGUGUGCUCACCCCACCAAGCACCGAUGACGAAGACAGUGCCGACAAAAGCACCUAUGAGGAGGGCGACACGUCGCUCACUCAACCCGAUGGCGAAGCAACGCAACUGCAUGGGGUGACUCAACGGCCAGAAGUCGCAAGUCCACUGUCGAAUUCCAGCAGUAGCGCAACGAGCCCAGACAGCGAAGGUCAAGAGACCGGCCUGUUCUGGCAGCGUAAUCUCCCAAACGUGUAUUCCCGUCGCUCGCGACCGAGGUUCCAACGGCGGCAGCGUGUUAUGGACUUGAGUGAGCUUCUGGAUUUGAAUGGUAACCCUACCCCGGCCAAGCAACAGACUGUCGCUCCUCCCACCAUGCACCAAUUGGAGAGGUCGACAAUGGACUCUGCGCCGCGUAGAGGGCCCAAUCCUCGCACCUCACGGAUCGCUUCGCAAACAACUAUCAAGGAGAACACUGUCAGCAGUCCGCUCAGGAAAAGCCUACUCAAGAGUAGCAAAAUGUCUGGCGGCAACGCAAUGUCCGCCACACAUUCGGAUCGUACGGAGGAUGAGUCGUCGCGCGGACGGCAACCGCAGGUCUCUCAUCUGUCGUUCAAUACGAGCUCUUUGCAUCAAGACAGUGUGCAAGACAGCACGUGUGACAGUCUUCAGAGCAAAGCCAGCGAUCAACGCCAGCUUCUCAGCGAGAUGGGCGUAAUUCCAACUCCGGGCGGCAGCAGCGCAGUCCAAAGUAACGCGGAAAGCUCGUUGUCGAUCGCCAGCCAUCCCACUGAGCCCAGCGAUUAUACCUUCGAUGAAGAGCACGAAGAAGAGUAUGAAGAAGAUGCAUCGCGGGACCCAGGCCGUAGCUACGAGGAGCACCUCAACCUCGAUUCACCGCAGAAGAUCAGAGUCAACUUCAACGAUUCCGAUGGCAAGUCGUCGCUCAUUGCUCCGAAGCGAAAUUACCCGUCACUCUUUGGUGCUGAGCCGCCCGCCGACGUGGAACCCUCUGCACGCACUUCUGCCUCCGUCGAAUCUGGGGAAUGUCCGGCUGAACGUGACACUGAAAGCCAGCCAGGCAUAUUCACCCGCCUGAGUACAACGUUUUGGUCUGCCGUCGUCCGUCCCACGGGUCCUGCAUCAAUCUUGCCUUCGGAACAACAGCCUCCGGAACCCAUCUACCCUCAUCUCCUCCGUCACAAUAUCCGAAGUCGCUACGGCGUCCUGAGCAAUCAGCACCCCUGGACGAUGGCACAUAUGCGAACCCUCCACCGUCUGCUGAAUUCCUGCACAAGCGGCAAGUCUGACAGUCUCGUGCCGAAGUCUGGGCCACUGCCUCACCAGCUGGAGAAACUGAUCGGGCAGACGAUCGUGUCCAUCACGCCGGACUUCUCUUCCGCGUUUACAGAGCAGCACGCCCACGUUGUCGAUGCAUUCAUGCAGACGCUUGUGCCUGUGCAUAUCGCCGAUGCCAUUCGUGACGGAGAGAUGGAUUUUCUGGGCGACAAGGAAGCAAAGACACAUCGUGGCCUGCUGGCCGGGCGACACGGUGAUAUGGUGGUUUACAAUAGCGCGGCGGGCGUGAAAGAGCCAAAGGAUGGGAUGAGCAUUGAGAGAGGCUGGGUGGUGAGGGCUGUGGGGAACUGCGUAAGGGCCAAUAUCGAGACGGCGAGAAAGGAGAAAUUGCGCAUUGAGAAGGAGCAGAAGAUGAAGCGGGUGCAGAAUGGGCGAGGCGCGAGAGUGACUUCUGAGGAGUACGAUGGCUCGGAUGAGUCGAGUAGGCUUGUUGAGGACCUUGCAUUGCCAAAGGUUAGGCGAGUGUAGAGAUGUGCUACGAAACGGAUGCUGUUACCAACCUAUUUCGG
This is a messenger RNA of Neohortaea acidophila, 3389 nucleotides long. RefSeq lists its product as uncharacterized. Lineage: Eukaryota; Fungi; Ascomycota; Dothideomycetes; Mycosphaerellales; Teratosphaeriaceae. The coding region runs from base 211 to 3348 and encodes 1045 amino acids. The record is from RefSeq and is a predicted model, not a curated record. The transcript has a single exon.